Kogia breviceps (pygmy sperm whale) is the source of this 1852-nucleotide messenger RNA. The record is from RefSeq and is a predicted model, not a curated record. NCBI's taxonomy places the organism in Eukaryota, Metazoa, Chordata, Mammalia, Artiodactyla, Physeteridae.
GCUGUCCUGGAGAUUGCACUCUGUUGCAGCUGGUGGACCGACCCUGGCUGGGAGCGGCGCGGGGUCCAGAGUAGGUGGACGCCGAGGGCCCAGCGCACCAGGGAAGCCGAGGUCGUGGGGCUGGCGCUUUCUUCCGUCUCCCGCCGCACUCCUGGGGCAGGCGGCGUUCCCUGGGCGGAAGAGCAGUUUCAGCCACGUGUCCUGAGCGACGCCAGACUUUUCCUUGUCACAAAUUGAUGGAUUUUCCAUCCCUCACCUAACAGUAUUGGAGCCGUAAAAUCAUCAGGUACCACUUAGUUGACACACCUGCAGGAGAUGCAGAGUGAAGGACAAGCCCCAAGUGUCUGACUUGAGUGCGUAGGGGUGGAUGGUGAUGGCAUAACCAGGGUAUGGAAUGCAAGGGAGAUGAGACACAUUUGAAAGAAAUCUGUAUUCAUGAAGAGUGACUGCAUGCAAACCACAACAUGUCAAGAAAGAAAAAAAGAUCCAAUAGAAAUGCUUCAUUCUGGGCAGCUGGUAAAAGUCUGCGCCCCAAUGGUGCGAUAUUCAAAGUUGGCUUUUAGAACACUGGUAAGAAAAUACAGUUGUGAUCUGUGCUAUACACCAAUGAUAGUUGCUGCUGAUUUUAUCAGAUCUAUAAAAGCCAGAGACAGUGAAUUUACCACAAACCAAGGUGAUUGCCCAUUGAUUGUUCAGUUUGCUGCUAAUGAUGCAAGAAUUUUAUCUGAUGCCGCUCGUAUAGUCUGUCCUUAUGCGAAUGGAGUAGACAUUAACUGUGGUUGUCCUCAGAGGUGGGCAUUGGCAGAAGGUUAUGGAGCUUGCUUAAUAAACAACCCAGAGCUUGUUCGAGACAUGGUGAAACAAGUAAGAAAUCAAGUGGAAAAUCCCAGAUUUUCAGUAUCUAUUAAAAUAAGGAUCCAUGAUGACCUUACAAGAACUGUAGAUCUUUGUCGAAAGGCUGAAGCAACAGGGGUUUCCUGGAUUACAGUCCAUGGAAGAACUGUUGAAGAAAGACAUCAGCCAGUUCACUAUGAGGCCAUUAAAAUAAUUAAGGAAAAUAUGUCUAUACCUGUAAUUGCUAAUGGAGACAUCAGAAGCUUAAAAGAAGCAGAAAAUGUGUGGCAUAUUACUGGGACAGAUGGUGUGAUGGUUGCAAGAGGACUCUUAGCCAACCCGGCCAUAUUUGCUGGAUAUGAGGAAACCCCGCUGAAAUGCAUCUGGGACUGGGUUGACAUUGCUCUUGAACUUGGAACUCCUUAUAUGUGUUUCCAUCAACAUUUAAUGUACAUGAUGGAAAAGAUAACUUCGAGGCAGGAAAAAAGAAUAUUUAAUGCUUUGUCAAGCACAUCAGCAGUCUUAGAUUACCUUACAGAGCAUUAUGGGAUUGACUGGACUUCCUAAAUUAUUUUCUAUCUUUAGUGAGACCACCCAGGGUCACAUCUUGGUUUUCACUUUGAAUCAGUGGCUCUCAAACAUUAGUAUAAAAACAAUGCCCUGACAGAAUUUGUAAAGGUCAUUCCUAGACUGUAUCCUCAGAGAUUCUGAUCCAGUAAAUCUCUAGGGUGGACCCAAAAUUUAGUUUUAAAGAAGACCCCAGGUGGUUCAAACAUUGACAAACAUUGCUCUGAAUCCUAUUAUGGAUUUAAAACCGUAAGAAUUUUUUUCUUAAAGGAAUCAUGUUUUUAACAUUUUUAAAUAAAUAAAAUUUUUAUUUUGAUACUAAAAGUAUGACUCAUGGUAUCUGUAAGUUAACAUUAGGUAUGUUUUAAAUGAAAAUAAGAGCAGAAAAGUGUGAACAAAUUCCAACAUCUGUAUAAAGUGAAAAGGAACAAGAAAUUCUGUAUAGAAUGCA